AUGGAGGGUAGUGCGGAAAAAGUUCGUCAAAUGCUGAGCGAUUCAAUAACAAUUGACAUUACAGGACGAAUUUCUGGCUUCGACGGCUCACAUCAAACAUGUAUUUGUGUACAUUGUCGAUAUGCAGCUGCGUAUUUUUGUUCACGAUUCGACUAUUUAAUCACACAAAUCAUCACGAAUGAGUAUCACCAUAUCAGUAUCAGAGAAGUAGAAAUCGCGCUGAUCGUCUCUUGGGUCGAUUCAGCUUAUCGACUGCACAUCUACAUGGAUUCCGAAAUCGGGUGUAAAGUAUUCACCUUCCUAGCUCAUCUGUCGGAUUUCAAUUGUGUGUGGAUGAUUUCGUGGAUAUCAUGCGAUCGAAUGGUAGUGUUGUAUAGGCCAGUGUCUGAUCACUACUUUCUGUUUACUCUACUUGACACAGCAAUUUGCACGUUGUUACCAGCCAUUCUGAUCAUGUUCGUCAACACGCUGUCCAUUUACCGGUAUCGUCAGUGCAUGCGCAUCUACUCAUCCGGAGUACUGCGAGUACGAUUCGAUCGGGCUUCAAACGGCAAUCCCAUCCCUUACGAGGAAACGACGGCGAAGAAGCUGUUGCUCAGUCAAACACAUACCAACAGUCACAUGUCAACGCAGUCAAACCGCUCGACAUGUGGAAAACUUCGGUCGUCUGAUCUCCAGCUCAGCCGAACGCUCCUCAUCGUGACUAGUACUUUUGUUUUGCUGAACGUACCCAGCUACAUGGUGAGGAUUAUUCAGUACAUUUUCGAGCCGCGAACGCAAAUCUUCCAUUUUCUACAUUAUUUCUCCUAUUUGAUCUACUAUCUUCACCAUGCUGUUCUGUUUUACAUGUAUAUCUUCUGGAGUCCACAAAUGAAGAAACAAUUGAAACCGACAGCGAUGCGUCUACUUGAAUGCUACUGCUUCAAAACAGUACCGGAAUUUGGCCAUCGCUCCACCUCACUUCAGGGUUUCAACUGA
This is a messenger RNA of Cooperia oncophora, 978 nucleotides long. The record is from the annotation of a GenBank genome assembly. Lineage: Eukaryota; Metazoa; Nematoda; Chromadorea; Rhabditida; Trichostrongylidae.